AUGGAAGCCUCGUGGAGCACGAUUCAAGCAUUGAAAGGCGCACACAAUCCACCCGAGUCAUUCCGAGUGUUCACAGCGACACUUAUCUCCGGCUACGUCGGCAAAGGUCUCAUUAGAGAUAGCCCGCUGGUGCAAAAGGUGCUAGCUGGAGACACAACUCCUCGAGACUCCGCUUUGUUUCUCAACUCGAAGAAUGAGACGUCGUUCCAGAAUUGCACGGGCUUGCCAAAAUUCAAUCCCGCAAUCUACAACUACGAGUACCUGAGCAACGCGUACCGCCAGAUGGCUGGCGAUGUGAAGUACAAUGUCACUCUGCUGGAGGACUUGGAGCUGGUGCUCGUAGUCGUGGACUGCAGCUUCACCAAUCUCAAGACUGGAGACAACGCGAUGGUGCGAUUCUUCAACUUGGUGCGCUCCCGUUCCGACCCCGAGAAUUUGUACAUGGUCACCAUGUCGCUCAACGUGCAGGAUUACGAGAUUCGGGACCGCAACAAGAAAGGACCGUGUAUUCUGACCAUGAUUGCGAUUGCCCAGGACAUGAGUGAGGGCAACAUUGGCCAGUUCUACCUCAUGGCACUGACAUAUCCGUAUCAGAGAACAAUGGAGUUUCAAGUAUAUGAAUUCGCGGGGAUAACUGAAGACAGCUAUCUCGACUUACGCAGCGUGCCGCAAGACCCGCUCACUCAGCCAGUGAAGCAUGUGGUGACGUCGAGAAAGCGGGGGUUCUUUGACGGGGAGGAGCAGUCGAACAACCGCUACAUGUACACACUUCUCGACUCAAACUCGACAAGCGCACAGAGCCGAUGGGAGUGGCUCGGAGAAGCCGUAAUCUCGGAUUCGUGGGCCUGGGUACACGGACUGCACUUCUUCUUUGGAAUGCAAACCAUCUUUUCGUUGGGCGUGUUGUGUCUUGUGGCAUACCAGAACGCUCGCGCAGGCAAACUGUGGAUCGGUGAUCCGUUUGCGUCCGUUUCGACUGCUGGGCUCGUUUCACGCGGGGUUCUAGUCGUGAUAUCGUGGUACUUGAACUCGUUCUGGAUGCUUUUCGAGUACUGUUUGUCAAUUGGUGGACAAAUCUCGAAAACGCAGAUUGUUCGGGUUCACACGGAGCUGGUGCACGCCGACGUUCUGGUCGUGUACCUGAGCCUAGUUGGGCUGCUGAGCUCCGUUUUUCGAGAGCGAAUCGAUCCCUCCGUGGUCAUCUUCCUGUUUGAAAUCAUCUAUUCCAAGCAUUUAGCCCUUCUGGCCUCAGCUUCGACGGUAAUUCGCAAGGAGGUUGUGACUUACUCCGACAGUGUUUUCCGCUUAGGAGUUCCGAAAGUGUCGACCGCUGUUGCGAAGAUGGCCCCGCUACGCUUGUGGACCGCCUUCCAGAUUCCUCACGAAAAGGAUAGUACGUUCCUCUUCGCGUCCUUCUUCCCCAACGCCAUCUUACUGUCGAUUAUCGCGGGUUUUGCGAUUCUACACAAGCUCUAUCGGCGCUACUUUCCGGAGAAGAAUCGACAGCGUUCGAGCGUGAUGAGCACAGAGCGCUCAUCAAUCAAUGAUAGGACCGCGCUUGCAACGAAAGGCAACCUCACCAACUUUGAGAUUUCAACAGGCGCCGAGCUGCAGACUCGGUUCGGCAUCAUCUCCGACUACAACAACUACGUGUAUUUCAAGGGCAUGAAGUUUGCGUCGGCUGAUGGUGUGUACUGUUCUGGGUACGUGAUAGUAAAUGGGAAAAUGCUGGUGAGCGUCAAACAUCUUCUGUCAGUCGUGAUGAUCAAGACCACUCGAUCGCGGCUAACGAACGUCUACGUGUACGAAGUGGAGGGCAACACGGUAAAGGAUACAGCACGACUGGUGUAUCCGGAAACAUUCACGUGGUCGGAUCUGUGGCGCCUGAAUGUUACGGUACUGCUGUGA
This is a messenger RNA of Phytophthora sojae, 1908 nucleotides long. RefSeq lists its product as hypothetical. Lineage: Eukaryota; Oomycota; Peronosporomycetes; Peronosporales; Peronosporaceae. The record is from RefSeq and is a predicted model, not a curated record. The transcript has a single exon. Bases 1 to 1908 code for a protein of 635 amino acids.